Temnothorax curvispinosus is the source of this 5234-nucleotide messenger RNA. It is a transcript of the gene beta'COP, whose product is annotated as coatomer subunit beta'. Gene Ontology annotation, biological process: intra-Golgi vesicle-mediated transport; endoplasmic reticulum to Golgi vesicle-mediated transport; intracellular protein transport. The transcript is spliced from 8 exons. Gene Ontology annotation, molecular function: protein binding; structural molecule activity. NCBI's taxonomy places the organism in Eukaryota, Metazoa, Arthropoda, Insecta, Hymenoptera, Formicidae. Gene Ontology annotation, cellular component: COPI vesicle coat. The record is from RefSeq and is a predicted model, not a curated record. Bases 142 to 2955 code for a protein of 937 amino acids.
CGCCAUUUUCGCUCGUGGCACAAGCCACGUCUCAACUUCAUGGCAGGAGUAUCGUGUAUGGGGCUCCGUUAAUACAAGCACGGCGAUAAUUUGGAUACUUGCGAUACGCGGUGGUCGCGGCGAAUAAUCAACGGCAACAAGAUGCCUCUAAGAUUAGACAUCAAGCGGAAGCUGACGGCCAGGUCGGACAGAGUGAAGAGCGUGGAUCUUCACCCGACCGAGCCGUGGAUGCUGUGCUCGCUGUAUCAGGGCAACGUCAACAUCUGGAACCACGAGACGCAGACCCUGGUGAAGACGUUCGAGGUGUGCGAUCUGCCGGUAAGGACGGCCAAGUUCGUGCCGCGCAAGAACUGGGUCAUCACCGGCUCCGACGACAUGCAGAUCAGAGUGUUCAAUUACAACACUUUGGAGCGCGUUCAUUCGUUUGAGGCUCACAGCGAUUACGUCAGAUGUAUAGCCGUACAUCCGACACAGCCGUUCAUACUAACGAGCAGUGAUGAUAUGUGGAUAAAAUUGUGGAACUGGGAGAAGUCCUGGAUCUGCCAGCAAGUAUUCGAGGGUCACACGCACUACGUCAUGCAGAUCGUAUUUAAUCCAAAGGACAACAACACUUUCGCCAGCGCGUCCCUGGACAGAACUGUCAAAGUGUGGCAGCUCGGCUCGCCCACAGCUAAUUUUACCUUGGAGGGUCACGAGAAGGGUGUCAAUUGCGUAGACUAUUACCACGGUGGCGACAAGCCGUAUCUGAUAUCGGGUGCCGACGACAGAUACGUCAAGAUAUGGGAUUAUCAGAAUAAGACCUGCGUACAGACACUGGAGGGCCACACGCAGAACAUCUCCGCCGUGUGUUUCCAUCCGGAAUUGCCGAUCGUUCUCACGGCCUCGGAGGACGGUACCGUCAGAAUAUGGCACGCGGGAACGUACAGAUUGGAGUCCUCCCUCAACUACGGUUUCGAAAGAGUGUGGACCAUAGCGUGCAUGCGAGGCUCGAACAACGUUGCCAUUGGGUACGACGAGGGUAGCGUUAUGGUAAAAGUCGGCCGUGAAGAACCGGCCGUUUCGAUGGAUUCGCUUGGCGGAAAGAUCGUGUGGGCACGUCACAGCGAGAUCCAGCAGGUGAACUUAAAGGCGUUGGGCGAGGAGGCGCAGGACGGAGAGCGGCUGCCGUUGGCUGUCAAAGAUAUGGGCGCCUGCGAGAUAUAUCCGCAGACCAUACAGCACAAUCCGAAUGGUCGAUUCCUGGUGGUCUGCGGCGAUGGGGAGUACAUUAUAUACACGUCAAUGGCACUGAGAAACAAGGCGUUCGGACAGGCGUCGGAAUUCGUGUGGGCGGCGGACUCGAGCCAAUACGCAGUGAGGGAGAGCAACACGACGGUGAAGGUGUUCAAGAACUUCAAGGAGAAGAAAAGCUUCAAGCCAGAUUUCGGAGCGGACGGAAUUUUUGGUGGAUUUUUACUCGGCGUAUCGUCCGGAUCUGGGCUCUCCUUCUUUGACUGGGACACGUUAAAGUUGAUCCGUCGCAUAGACAUACAACCUACGCAUGUGUAUUGGGCAGAGAAUGCCUCGCUGGUGGCAUUAGCCACGUCAGAUCAAUAUUUUAUACUGAAAUAUCAGGCGGAUGUUGUCGGUAAUGCCACAGAAAACGCUGAGGACAUUGAAAAUGCAUUUGAGAUGGUAGCGGAGAUGAGCGAAGUGGUGAAAACCGGUUUAUGGGUCGGCGACUGUUUCAUCUAUACUAACAGCGUCAAUCGCGUUAAUUACUUCGUCGGCGGCGAAGUGGUCACUGUCUCUCAUCUGGACAGACCGAUGUAUCUGCUGGGAUAUGUACCGAGAGACAAUAGAUUAUACCUUUGCGAUAAGGAACUGUCUGUCGUAUCGUACGCCUUGCUCCUAUCAGUGCUAGAAUAUCAGACUGCGGUUAUGCGAAAAGAUUUUGAAACUGCCAAUAGAGUAUUGCCGACGGUCCCGAAGGAACAUCGAACGCGAGUAGCUCACUUCUUAGAAAAACAGGGUUUCAAAGAACAAGCUCUAGCGGUAUCGACGGAUCCCGAGCACAGAUUCGAGCUAGCGCUCGCACUAGGAAAUCUCGAAACCGCGCAUACUCUCGCCAAGGAAGCGAACAGCCAGCAGAAAUGGCGGCAAUUAGCGUCCCUCGCCACGCAAAAGGGAAAACUCUGUUUGGCGCAAGAAUGCCUGCACCAAGCGCAAGACUUCGGUGGCCUAUUGUUGCUAGCUACCAGCACGGGAAACGCGGAUAUGAUACAGAAGCUUGGCGCGGUAGCGGACGAAACGGGAAAGAACAAUAUUUCCUUCUUGUCGAACUUCAUAUUGGGCGACGUGGACAAGUGUCUUGACAUCCUAAUCAAGACGGACAGAAUUCCCGAGGCCGCGUUCUUCGCCAGGACAUACGCGCCCAGUAAAAUCUCCUCUAUCAUCAAAUUGUGGAAGGAGAAACUGUCGGCGGUGAGCGAGAAAGCCGGACAGAGUUUGGCGGAUCCCGAGCAGUACGAGAAUCUUUUCCCCGGAUACAGAGAAGCCCUGAAGGUGGAAAAAUUCUUGCGGGAAGAAAGCAAGAGAAAGAUUCCAGCUUCUGCAUUUCCUACCGUUACGUCUAAUGUCGAGCGGAAUCCGUUGGAGGAGAUGUUGGCCGCCGAGCAGUCGGGCGCAUUUCAAUAUCAGGGUAUUCACAGCAUCUUCGAGCUCGAGGAGAAGCCGACUGAAGCGAUGGUCGACAGAUUACAAGAUCUUUCAAUAUCGGGAAUAAAGGAUUUUUUAAGUAAAGCAACCACGUCCACCGUGAAGCCAGAAGUACCUGAGAAAGGAACGACGAAACUCGCGAGUAGUGCCAGGCCUCUCACGAUGGACGACGACGAUCUAGACAUCGAUCUGGAGAUCGACGAUAAUAUCGAUACUACAGGUGUCAAUCUCGAUGAUGAUCUCCUCGAAGAAGAUUAACCGUUGAAACAGGAGCUGAAUGGCGUACAUCCAUCGUACUUUCAUUCUUCUUCUGUUAUCAGUCAUUCCCCAAGAAAAGAAGAAAACGAUGAGAGUCGUUUAGACUCGAGUAUUAAGAUUAUAAAAUUUAUCCCUGUGCGCAAGUAUGUUUGUAUCACUGCAUGAAUUAACAAAGGUAACGCAGCGCGUAUUUUCCGGUUGGCAUUAGCGAAUGAUUAAAAGUUAAAUAUAUUGUUAAUAUAACGGGAAGUAUAAUAUGUGCUCCUAUAUUUCUCGUACUUAUCUCCGUUUUAUUGCGAACGUUUUUCCGUUUCCUUGUUCCUAAACGCAAAACAGUAAAAGCAUUUUAUUUUUUUUAUUUAUUGAAACGCAUAGUAUAGCGUAUUUCUAAGAAUGAGCAGAUAAAAAAAUAUUUAUUAGCAAUGAUUUCUUGACGCUAAUCAGUCCAGUUAUGCGUCCAAGUUUCAGGAUUUUUUUUUUUUUUUUUUUUUUUUUUUAAUUAAAUUUUGAAGACACAAAUAAGUGACGCGAUAUUAUUUUUCGUUUAGUUUGAAGCGGAUUUCAAGCGGAGUUUUAAUUUAGAGCUUAUUAAUAGAUGGAUAUAAAGCACAAAUAUCCAAUUUGUUUUGAGAAGUGACGAAUGUCGGACGAUGAACUCUUUCAUUCGCGCGAAAGGGAUCCUAAAUUUGCCGAGAAACAAGCGCCGUGCAUUUCCAACUUUGGACAUCAGCUGCGCGUAUUCGUCACGUUGCAUUUUCCUUCGGGAUUUUCGGGCCGGCCGGGAGUGCGUGCGUAAAAGCCGGAGUCGAAUCGAUACACUCGUACGUGUCACAAGGUGCCGGGGGGAAAAACAAAGAGGCGCAGUUAGCACGAGCCGUACGUGCCCGGCCGUGCACUCACGAAAGAGGGAACGGGCGUGCGUGUUGAGGCAAAAUAUACUCGUUAUUAACGCCAACAGGAAAAGGAGGUGCGAAGAGUUAAACUUAUCUGAGUAACCGAGGAAAUAGCGCAAUUUUUUUUUUCAUAUAGAGAGAUUAAACACGAUGUUAAUGUAUCGUAAUUUUUUUUUUUUAUUUGACUGCGCAAUAUUGUUCUUCACGCGCGUUCUUAUUUGCAUGUUUCAAAUAGACCUACAUGUUUGCCGGUAAGCAACAUUCCCCUCAUAUGUAAAAUACAAAAUCAAUGUAGCGUAAUUAUAAUAUAAUUAUUUUAAAACAUCGAUGUUAAAAUAUUAACGUCGUAAUUAAUUAAAAUGUCGACGUCGCUGAAUGUAAAGUAAACAUCCAACGCAAGCGUGCGUGAUUACUCCGCCGAUAUCCGGAACGUUUCUAUACGUGGUACGGGACGCGAAUUUAAAGCGCGACGCGUUGUUUUAAUAACGUGUGCACCGAUCAAAACGAUAAUUCUCCCAUUCCGGCCGAUGUCGGAUCGGAGUGCGUCAGCCGUCGGCGCGGAGGUGCGGUUUUUUUUACGCGCUGAAACGCACUCGUUGCAGAUCCUCGGCGGAACGACGACGCUGAGGUCGGCGUUCUCGAAUUCGAGCCUCGCUCGCCCGAUCGCAAAAACGCACGAAUAAGCUCCCCGGGUUUGUCGCAUGCACGCCAUGCACGCGCAUUGCAACUCGGGUUUCCGACCGGUGGAACGACAAUGAGAGAAAGAGCCGCAGUAGAUCGGGCGAAUUAUCGCGCUUAUGACGAUAUCAUGGAUUAUUGCGUGCGAAUAUAUCUGUCGCAGGAAUUUCGUGUAAUUAGCUUUUUUUCGCAAAAUUCCUAGAGAAUCCACAAAAAACCGUGAUAUUGUGGUAUGAAUAAAAUUACACCAUUAAAAAUAAAAAUUGCACAAUUUUACUAGUGAUUUAGCAAAAUUCUAUAGGUUCUGUUAGUGAAAUUGUGAGCAAAAAUGUUUAUUAAUCUGUAUUUAUAAUUAUAAAUAUAAUUAUAUAACGUUAUAUUUAUAAUUUUUAUUCAUUCCACAAUAUCCCGAUUUUUUUGUGGAUUCCUUAGAGAUUUUGUAACGAAUUACACGAAAUUCCUGCGACAUAUCCAUUUGGCGUUUCGCGAGAAUAAUAAUAAUCUUUGUUACAAUGCACAAAAAUUUGAGACUAACAAGUCUCAUAACUACGAAAGACAUGAAGAAAUGAGAAAGAAUUGCUCCUCGCUGAUCUUUUUUUUUGCUCGUACAUAAAAACAACUUUUAUUACGAUCCUUGGACGCGCGUGUUUACAUUCUUAAAUAUUGUACAUAUAAAAUAGAAAAUAAAAUGAAAUUUUCUAAUAUUAA